This is a messenger RNA of Grosmannia clavigera kw1407, 585 nucleotides long. Its product is annotated as duf962 domain containing protein. The transcript is spliced from 3 exons. NCBI's taxonomy places the organism in Eukaryota, Fungi, Ascomycota, Sordariomycetes, Ophiostomatales, Ophiostomataceae. The record is from RefSeq and is a predicted model, not a curated record. The coding region runs from base 1 to 585 and encodes 194 amino acids. Gene Ontology annotation, biological process: sphingoid catabolic process. Gene Ontology annotation, cellular component: endoplasmic reticulum.
AUGUCGCUCGAUCUGGAGAAACACCUCGUCUUUUAUGGCGCAUACCACAACGACAAGAUCAAUCAGGGCAUUCACAUGGUCUGCGUGCCCAUCAUCCUCGGCUCCGGCUUCUGGGUCGCUGCCAAUUCUCCCACAAUCAUCCCCCUUCCCGCCUGCCUUACCGUCACCAACCUGCAGCUCAAUCUCUGCACGCUCGGCUCGCUGAUCUGGGGUGGUCUCUACGUCCUCCUCGAGCCUGUCGCCGGCACCGCCCUCGCUCUCCUCUGUGUUGGUUCCGCUGCCGCCGGCAACUACGCCUACGCGCAUUACGACGCCUACACGCUCACCACCUAUGCCCUGGCUGCCCACAUCGUCUGCUGGAUCCUGCAGUUUGUCGGCCACGGCAAGUUUGAGCGUCGUGCCCCGGCCCUGUUCGACAGCCUCUUUCAGGCCAUCUUCUUGGCUCCGCUGUUCGUCUGGCUGAAGCUGCUGUUCGCUUUUGGCUACCGCCAGGAGCUGCAGGGCCGCGUCGAUCGGGACGUGCGAAAGGCCGUUGCCAAGUACCGGAUGUCUCGGAAUGCCACGGCGAACGGCACGGCCAAGUAG